AUGAAACAGGAAGCUGUACCAUUUCCAGAUGAUAAUUUGUCGUCAUUGGACGAUCUUGAAUAUGCAAAAGUGAAAGUAACGGGUGAAUUUCUUCAUGACCAUGAAUUUUAUGUGCAACCAAGGCAACGAUUUGAUAAAGAGGAAAAGAAAUCGAAAAUUCGACCUGCAGUAAAUAAUUUUGGUAGCCCUGGUGCACAAGUUAUCACUCCGUUUAAACUUCAUCCAUCGGGAUCAUUCUGGUUAAUCGCGGAUGGGUUUCUCCGCAAAAAAUCAUUCCUUCAAGUCGAACUGAAGGACAAGUGCAAGGACAAGUUACCUUUGAUGCAGUAUAGUCGUCAUACCGAAAAGAGGCCGUCCUUUAUUCGGCGAAAUGAUCCUGACAAUGACCUUUGGUUUUAUACAGAUGUUGAACAAAUGGCAGAAAAACACGGCACAUUACCCGUUCUUGUUGAUGCAUGUUAUGAAUCUAGUAUUCGAGGUGGUCCAAUCGGAGGUCAGACACGAGUAAGCCACAGAAAUGAUCAUAUGAUGUAUGCUUGUUUCUGGUUUUCAAUUGGAGCGGCAACUUUGUUUGGAUGGUUUCUUUAA
Molecule: messenger RNA, 588 nt
Organism: Brugia malayi
Lineage: Eukaryota; Metazoa; Nematoda; Chromadorea; Rhabditida; Onchocercidae
Gene: Bma-sft-1.1
Exons: 7
Coding region: 1-588 (195 amino acids)
Biological process (GO): mitochondrial respiratory chain complex IV assembly
Cellular component (GO): mitochondrion; membrane
Source: RefSeq, a predicted model, not a curated record